Phyllotreta striolata is the source of this 2533-nucleotide messenger RNA. The record is from the annotation of a GenBank genome assembly. NCBI's taxonomy places the organism in Eukaryota, Metazoa, Arthropoda, Insecta, Coleoptera, Chrysomelidae.
CAGCGCUCGUUCGUAUAUGCGAUUUUCCUCCCGUUUAACGUACGCAUUUUCGUUAAGAAAUUAAUAAUGUAAAAAGGCUCGUGUGUUAAUAAAAAAAUACAAGUUCUGCCGAUAAACAUACACCAAAUUUAUAAAAUUUAUCGGAGAUUUUGAACUUGUUACGUUGACCUCUAAGUAAGAAAAGCGAAUUUAUAAAUAGUGAUAGUGUUAUAAUAGUGUGUGUGUGUGUGUGAGAGUGUGGAAUUGACAGUGUACGUAACGCGUUUACGUAAAAUAACGUGUUUUCCGUGGAUUCGUUAAGGGUGGUGAGAAUUUUGAAAAUUUGGUUUUUGGAAAAAUGGCACCCGAAAUUGCGAACGAGCAUCCUCCAUCUUGCGAAGAAAACGCUUCUUCUGAGAUAAGAGAAAAAUGCAGCGAAUUGAUAUUAGACAACGAAAAGCUGCGGAAAUUAAUGAAGAUUUUCCUGGAGAACGUUGAUAGAGGUUUGAGGAAAGCCACCCAUCCGAAAGCCGUCGUGAAAUGUUUUCCCACAUAUGUACAAGACCUACCGAACGGCACGGAAAACGGAAAAUUCCUGGCCCUCGACCUCGGAGGCACCAACUUCAGGGUGCUGCUGAUCGAGCUGAGCGGCGAGCACUUCGAAAUGAAGUCCAAAAUCUUCGCCAUACCUCAGCACAUCAUGCUCGGAUCGGGAGAGCAACUCUUCGACCACAUCGCCGAAUGUCUGGCAAUUUUCGUGAAAGAAGAACAAGUGGCCGAUCAGAAGUUACCGUUAGGCUUCACCUUCAGCUUCCCCCUGUCUCAAACCGGUCUAACGGUGGGAUACCUUGAACGGUGGACCAAAGGUUUCAAUUGCUCCAACGUCGUGGGAAAUGACGUCGUGCAAAUGCUCAACGAGGCCAUUGACAGGCGAGGAGAUGUUCAAAUCCAGAUUUGCGCUAUUUUAAAUGAUACGACGGGCACGUUAAUGUCCUGCGCUUGGAAAAAUCACGCUACAAGGAUCGGGUUGAUUGUUGGUACCGGUUCCAACGCUUGCUACGUAGAGAAGCAGAAGAACGCGGAAACGUGGAAGGACGUCGAUAUGGGUUCGGGCAACGUCCUGAUCAACCUGGAAUGGGGCGCUUUCGGCGACGACGGAGCCCUGGACUUCGUCAGGACCGAAUACGACGAGGACAUCGACAGGAAUUCGGUGAAUCCCACCAAGCAAAAACACGAAAAGAUGAUAUCUGGGAUGUACAUGGGGGAAUUGGUGAGGCUGGCGUUGGAGAGGUUCACGAAAGAGGGGCUCCUGUUCGGAGGUAAGGGCUCCGAUAUGCUGUUCGAACGCGGAAGGUUCUACACCAAGUACGUGUCGGAGAUCGAAAGCGAUCCGCCGGGCGUGUUCAACAAUCUCAGAGACAUUUGCGAGGAAUUGGGUUUGAAACACGCCACCGAGCAGGAUUUCAUAAACAUCCGGUACAUUUGCGAGUGCAUAUCCAGACGUUCGGCGAAUUUGGUGUCGGCCGGUUUGGCUACGUUGCUGAAUAAAAUGGGCGAGAAGAAAGUCACUAUAGGUAUAGACGGUUCCGUGUACAGGUUCCAUCCGCACUUCCACAAUUUGAUGAUGGAGAAAAUCAAAGAAUUGGCCGAUCCGAGUAUAGAAUUUGAUCUGAUGUUAUCGGAAGACGGAAGCGGUCGCGGUGCCGCUUUGGUGGCUGCUGUCGCUGCGCGACUUCAGAAAGAGGCCGUUCGGACAUAACACUCGUCCGACGUGCCAGCUACUUAUUAAAAGUCGAACUCGAUAGUUUAUUUUCGUUUCCGAGGGGGUUCUUAAUAGACUGCAUUUUGUAUAGAUGUAAAAAAAAGUAAUUCUAACGGGAGGAAAUUUCGCCCUUUUUGUGCGGGGGUUGAUCACGUGUAAGUCUUAUAUGGGUUUUGAUAUUUGACAGUUGACAUUUGACGCUAUCAAAUUUUUGACUGAACUCCCCAGAUAAGGCGUCCUACAUGUGAUUGAAAUUGUUUUUUUUUUGUUGCGAAUUUUUGGUUGAAAAUUGUUAAUUUUUAAAGUUUAACAAACUGCGGUUAAUUAAUUGUUAUUAAUUAGGAUAAAUUAGAAGAUUGUUAUAUACAGAAAAUGAAAACUUAAUUUAAUUUACUUAUCAAUAUAAAAAAAAUAUACUCGUCUAAGUUGUAUUUAAUAUGAAUUGUACGAGGAAAUUUAAAGGAGAAGCUACUUAAUUGUUUGUUAAUUGUAUUUUCUUGUGAAUUUUCGUGGGGUUAUUUUAUUUUAUCAAUGAAAUAUUGGAUAUUUAUUUAAAUUUGCAAUUUUUUUUGUUAACUUUAUUGUGAUUGUUACGUAUUGCCUUUAGGAAAUGCAUUAAGGACAAUAUCGUUUCUAUUUUUGGUAGAUAACUUUCAUACAACAAUGAGGAUGUGAUUGAAAAAGACUAAGAGUCUGAAAAUUAAAUCAAAUUUAAUAUUCAGACUAUAGUCAAUUGAAAUUCUUUUAUAUAUGUAUAUAUUCUUGCUUAAUUAAAUAUAGUACUUAAAAAUC